Messenger RNA from Ceraceosorus guamensis, 666 nucleotides. RefSeq lists its product as hypothetical. The transcript has 2 exons. NCBI's taxonomy places the organism in Eukaryota, Fungi, Basidiomycota, Exobasidiomycetes, Ceraceosorales, Ceraceosoraceae. Bases 1 to 666 code for a protein of 221 amino acids. The record is from RefSeq and is a predicted model, not a curated record.
AUGGCUUUCCUUCUGAUGAUGAUGUUCUGGGCCAUUCUCUACAUGCUUGCCUUCGCCCAUCAAAAGAUCACUGCUCUUGCCUUUGAGAUUGUCCGUCUGCGUGAUCAGGCUCAAGAGAUCGCCAACAAAUACCAGCGCCUGGGAGAGGCAGGGCAGCAGGCAGCAUUGGAGAGGUUCUGGACCAGGCUCAAGAACAUUGCAGGCAAGAUGCACGGUGCACCAGAGGAACUGCUCUCGAACCUGAGGAACAAUCCUCUCAACACCACAGCCACAGUCAGCUUGUUCUGCAAAGUUGAGCUUUGUUGCGUCCGAGAAUACUUGGAGAACCUGGAGCAAACGCAUCACUCAGCCUUUAAGAUAACGCGCAUGCUCAAUCAUGCCACUGAGGUGGAGACUCUCCUCGACAAGAAUGAUCAAGCUUGCGAGAGGCCUAUUGAGUACCAGCAAUGCGUAGCGAACGUACUGGAGCUUGUCGACAACGUCGCUCUGCAAUUUGAGCACAUCUGGAAUGAAUGGCUGGAAGAUGCAACCGACAGGGAAGACAGCCAUGACCACGCUGGCCCUGAGCUCUUCCGCCCCGGAUUUAAUAAUCAGGAGUUCAGAACAGCGAUGGCUGGCAUUGUGGCUGGGCUUUGUCCCACGUUGUUCCAAAAGUCCAGAUCGUGA